AUUACUGUCGGUUUGAUUAAUUUCCAAGUCAACUUGAAACAAUAAUGAUUUUGUCAGAAUAAUGUUAUGAUUGAAAUGGCUGCUAGUGUCGGGCAGGAUUUUUCUAGGAGUAAAGAACAACUUACAGAUGGCGAUGGUGAUGGCGAUGAAGAUGAUGGCGAAGAGAUAUUAGAUCCGCGAGUUAAGGUAGAGAAAGGCUACGAACUGAUAACAACUAGGUGAAAGACUUCUUGGUCUUAUCGAAUUAAAAAGUUAGGAUUACUGCUACAGUGGCGGAGAUUCAGAUAUAUUUUUGCUUUUUGGAUCGCGUUCAUCAUUGAAUCUAUUUUUUUUUACCAUUCAGGGCGAACUCGACCGGCUGAACUCCUCAACCGCAGAGAUCAAUCGUUUGGAACAAGACCUCGAGGUAUACGUAUUGCUUACUCUAGUUGCUAGCAUUUGGUCCGUGUUUGAUAUUUUAGGGAUAAACAAUACCGAGCUUAUGUUGUCCCCCUUACUGGAGGAUGAAUACGUCAUAUUUUGACGGCAAUGUUUUUGUUGUAAGCUCAAGUGCUAUUUUAAACUCUUUUAAAAUGUUGUUAGAAGGAUUAUAUUGGUGAUAUUUAAUAAAGAAGAAAUCAAUCAAUUCACAUGCAAAUGAAGAUGCAUUAUGUGGGCAAGCUUUUGUUUGAAAUAAUCCUCUCAGUGUGUGCCUUAAAGCUUAGAGAGCAGAAGUGGGCGAUUUCAGGAAAAAAAUCCUGCAAACAGACAUCAAGAACUAAAAGGAAAUUAUUUUUCUUUGUGUUAAGAUUCUUACAUUUCGUAAUAGAUCAAGGAGUUCACGCUCAUAGUUGCAUCAUGGGUAAUCAGAGCAAGAUGGUGGGAAAUGAGAAGAUUUGUAUUUUAAUUCUAAGCCAGCUAAUUCUUCCUGAAUUCAUACUCAUGAUGCUUUCUCUUUGAAAAGAGUAACUUACGAGUUCAAAGAAACAAUGCAUUAAAUCUGGAGUGCAAAGAAGUCUGUGAUCAGUUUUGAGAAAACCUCAAUUUUUCCAGACAUUUUCUGUAAUUUUGAUACUGUCGAAUUACAGAAAAUGUAUGGGAAAAUCAAGGUUUUCUAAAAACUGAUCACGUGCUUCUUUGCACUCCAGAUUUAGUGUAUUGUUUCUUUGAACUCGUAAGUACAGUCUUUUCAAAGAGAAAGCAUCAAUUAUAUGAAUUCAGGAAGAAUUAGCUGGCUUUGAAUUCUAAUACAAAUCGUCUAAUCUCCUGCCAUCUUGCAUUGAUUACCCAUGAUGCAACUAUGAGCAUGAACUCCUCUAUAUUUACAUGGAAAACAAAGGGAAAAAAUUUGAUCACAGUAGUUUGCUUGGAAAAAAAUUUUGCCCAAAACAAAUCACUCAUGGUCUCCCUCAAAAGUUUUAAAAAUGUUUGGCCCCUUCAUUUCCUUGGACACUAUGGUAAGUGAAGCAUGGAGAAAUUAAAAUAGUAGAGGGCGGAGACCCUCUUGCCUGGUUCAGACGGAAAACUUUUCAGAGCCGAACCUACUUAAAAAGUUUGGUGUCUGAAUCAAUUAGGAAUGCCUGUUUCAAUUUGGGACAGCUCAGUUGUUCUUUUCCCCUAGCCCAGCUAGGAAUUUCGUGUUUGGAGCGACUCUGGAAUGGUUUUGACUCAGACCCCGAACUUUUCAUGUACUGAACUUAAUGCAUAAGUUAUUAUAAUGUAUUUUGUUAGCACAAUUGACUGAAAUAUGCAUUUUUCACCUUUUGAACUUAGUUCGGCUGCAAUCAUUAUUCAGCUGGUCUAAAUAAAACGAAAAACCUCAAUUUUGUCACUCUUAAUUCGAAUCAGGUUUGGCUCAUGAAAAGUUCAGCAUCUGAGCUAGGCCUCUGGGGGGUUACAGAAUGUUCCAAGUCUGAAAUAUUUGAAAGCCUUUCGUUUCAUGUAUUGAGGAAAAAGGCAUGUCACUGUCGGAUUUUUUCUAUUUUGUUACUUGCUCUUUUGUCUGAUCAACCCAUCUUUUUUUCAUUCGUUGUUAUUUCUGCUGUCUUAUGUCACUGUCUCAAGGCCACAUUGCGUGUCGGAAUUUACCCUAACAGGGCCUCGACGAGGAAGUUGGGAAAAUUUGGAGAAACAAUGGGAAGGGAAGGGGCUCUAGCAUUAUUCGAGAAUCUUUAAAUCACAUAUCUAAAUCUAGUAAGACUUGUACAAGUUAAUGAUAAAAACUCUGAUUAUCCCAGUUUUUGCUUUUACAUUAAUAGUCCAUGAAUGACUUAAAAAAGAAAAAACAUUUAUAUUUAUAAUUUAUAGAUUAAAUUUUUUUAUGGGUAAAGUUAAUGAAAAAGUAUCAAAUACUCUUUUUGAUAAUCAACUAUCUUCAGGAGCUACGAGCAACAUUCAGGCAGACCCUGACAGAAUCAGCAUACGUUCUCAAGAGUCACUCAGCCUUUCUGGGAAACUGCGUCAAACAAGCACGACCUUAUUAUGAUGCUGUGCGCAAAGCAAAACAGGUUUGACAAUUGUGAUAAUAUUAUGAUAAAUUAAAUCUAAAAGCAGUGAAUACAGGUCACUAGGUUCCCGUGGGAUCUUUAACAUAACCUGACAGGUUUUUGCAGGAUCUUAGUUGGAUCCUAAACGGAUCGAAUCUUAAACAAGAUGUUGGCAGAAAUUUUGCUAUUAGGAUCUUAGCAUCAGGACCUGAACAAUCGAUGAAAUCGAUAAUUGAUGGACAAUCGAUCACGAAAAGUUUUGAGAUUAUUGAUUAUCAUCGAUUAUCAAUAUCACUCGAUAAUCGAUGGGAAUCGAUCAAUUAACAUAAUAGAUUGUUAUCAAUAUGCAAUAUCAAUCGACUACCUAUUCAGUCAAACAUUUCAAUUUUCAAUUUCAUCGAGUACUUAAAUAAAGUUACACAUUUUGAUAUCAUUGCUUUUUAUUUGAGUAAAAACUGGCGAGUAGCAAUGUGUAAACUUGUUUAUUCACCCGCACGUUUCGCACGAGUUUAAGAUUCAUACAAACGUACUAUGGAUAUGUGUGUAAGAAAAACAAACCCCACUGUUAUGCUUAUAUGCUUCAACGAAAAAGCUGGCAAAUUAGGCAAGGUGUGAAUUAUUUUAUGCGUGAUGUGACGUUUGGAGCCAGUUUAGCUAAGUAUUCAUAAAAUAUGUUUAAUUUAAUGCACACAUUUUCUGUUACGUGGGCGUCUGCACAGACAUAUAAAGAAAGAAGAAGAAAAAGAAAUAACAAUGAUCUUAAUCGUGUUUGAACGACGACUACGUCCCAGGUCGGUUGAAUCUUGGCAAUGAACUCAAACCUAAAUCGAUCAAGUUUGUACUACUGACAAUGAGAUAUGUUAAUUGUCUUAAUUAUUUGUGCUGUUUUUCACGGAGCCAUAUCAAUGAACAAUUCUCAAACUUAAAUGCUAUUGAGGUUUAAGAAAUGGUCCAGAUAAGAAGGAAAGGACCAAAACGCAGUGAACACGUCGGAAUGCAAGAAGGUGCUAACUUUACUAUUGUCUCUACUAAGGUUCUGAUUGGUUUAAACAUCAAAUUUUACGAAAUCUUCGCAAAGCAGCAUGUAUAUUAAUCCCUUUUUUUCUAUCCAACUUCCUUAUAACAAAAUCUCGUCUGAGUCUAAGUAACACAAAAAUCGUAUGUGCGGAUCAUGUAAAAUUGUGAACAUUUCUUGGCCAUUGUUUGCAAGUCUUGUGAUUGGUCGAAAUGUUUUAACACAAAAAUACACCCUUUAAAAGUGGAGUUUAAAUACAUUUUCUUUCGUAAACAGCCUUUUUGUAGAUUUAUGCAUUCUCUGCGUAAAAAUGAAAACAUUUCUAUGUGAGGAAAGCGUAUUGCGCCACAACAAAAGAAAGUACUUUCCUUCUUACCUGGAUCAUUACUUAAAAAUAAUAUACGAUCUGCACACACUCCCGCGAUACCUGAAGAUACGGAGACAUGAAUUUAGUGCCAAUCGAUGGCAAUUGAUGAAAUUCGCGACCACCUAAGUGUGAUUAUCGAUUGAUCAUUGAUUGACCGAUGCCAAUUAAUCCUAAUCAGCAUUAAUUAAUCGAUCAUCAUCGAUUGAUCAAUUGAUUUUCCAAUCAUCGAUUUUCAUCGAUUGUUCAGGUCCUGUAGCAUCCUGUUGGGUCCUGUGGGAUCUUUAACAUAGGGACUUGGACAUGCAGGAACUUGGUAGAAUUUUGAACAGGAUUUGAAACAGGAUCUUGGUUGGAUCCUAACAGGAUUUUAAACAGGAUCAUGGUUGGAUCCUGAAGAGAUUUUAAAGAUGAUCUUGGUAGGUUUCUAACAGGAUCUUUAGUACUAUUAUCCUAUAGGUUUCUGUGAGAUCUUAACAAGGACCUUAUAUUGGACAGGAUAAUUCUUGCAAGAUCUUAGUUGGAUCCUAACAGGAUUUUGCAGGAUCUUGCAUGGUUUAAGUACAAUAUAGCAUUCUCUAGGUUCCAGUAUGUAAAAACUCAGCGAUUUUAUUUUAAUGGGGAUGAUUUUUUCAGUCACAGAUUGAGACUCAGAAAGCAGCUUUGAAAUAUGAGAGAGCUUGUAGCUCACAUCAAGCAGCCAAGAAAGUUUUGGCAAUGGCUGAGCAGAAACUAGUUUCCACAUCCAAGGAACAUAAAGUGCUGGACCAAACAUGGCAGGAAAUGCUGAAUCAAGCUGUACUUAAGGUUUGAAUCCCCGUUUAGAUAUGUUUCUCUCAUUAUUUAAGUUAACUUUUGAUAUUUAAACUUAAGCUUCAAUUACCUUCUGAGGAAGCAUCUUCCUGACAGACAAGCCUGUAUUGUAUUUUAAUUAGCAUUAGAUAGCCGUGCUAUGGUUUGCCUACUUUCUAUGUAGUGUCUUCCAUUUCGGGGUUGAAAGAAUGUAAUGUAAUGUAACCUAAUGUAACGUAAUGUAAUGUAAUGUAACAUCAUGUAACGUCAUGUAAUGUAAUGUAAUGUGUUCAUUAACUGUUAUAUAACAGAUAUAUAACAGAUAUAUAACAGAUAUAUAACUGUUAAAACAAACAGUUAUAAAACAGUUACAUAUAACUGUUAUAUAACUGUUAUAUAUAACUGUUUGUUAUAACAGUUAUAACUGUUAUAUACAGUAUAUAUAUAUAACUUUUAUAUAACAGUUAUAUAACAGUUAUAUAUAUACUGUAUAUAACUGUUAUAUAUAUGUUAUAGCAAACAGUUAUAUUUAACAGUUAUAUAUACUGUAUAUAACAGUUAUAACUGUUAUAUACAGCAGUAUAUAUAUAACAGUUAUAUAACUGUUUGUUAUAACAGCUAUAUAUAACUGUUAUAUAACAUUAACUGUUAUAUAACAGUUAUAUAAGUGUUUGUUAUAACUGUUAUAUAACUGUCAUAUAACAGUUAUAUAUACUGUUAUAUGAGUACAGUUAUAUAACUGUUAUAAUAAACAGUUAUAUAACUGUUGUUACAUAACUGUUAUAUAACAGUUAUAUAAUAACUGUCAUAAAACAGUUAUAACAGUUAUAUACAGUAUAUAUAUAACAGUUAUAUAACUGUUUGUUAUAACAGUUAUAUAACAGUUACUAUAACUGUUAUACAUAAUUGUUUGUUAUAACAGUUAAAUAACAGUAUAACAGUUAUAACUGUUAUAUACAGUAUAUAUAUAACUGUUAUAUAACUGUUAUAUAACAGAUAUAUAUAUAUACUGUAUAUAACAGUUAUAUAAGUGUUAUAACAAACAGUUAUAUAACUGUUAUAACAAACAGUUAUAUAGCAGUUAUAUAGCUGUUUGUUAUAACAGUUAUAAUACUAUUAAAUCAUAUUUAAUGUAGUUAACGACCAGGAGCUAUGGUCCCGGGUGUUUUUGGCAUUCUUUGGUAGCGCGUUGGUCAUCUGUAGCGUUGUGCGUGACUAUGUUUGCGUUUGUAGCGUUUACCAUUGUUCGUGAGCUGGAGGGCAGAUUCCUGUCCAGCGGUAUGUCGCUUUGGCGCAUGCGGAGGCCACGUGCCUACGUUGGGUUUGCGUUGUACUCGAAGCUUUGUCAGCGUGGCGUGGCGUUCCAGUAGCGUAGCGUUUCUCUUGGUUCUGCCCUAGUUUUGGUUAGCUUGGUUUCCCAGUUCGAGUAGCAUAGCCUUUUCUCGUGGUUCUGUCAAAGUUUUUUCCGGUCGAAGUGGUUUUUCGUUGCCGUUGUUCGUCUUUUUUCCUGUUGUGGUUCGUCCUCUGCUGGAGAGUUUUUGGUUGUCCUCUGUUAUGCCGCGCCCAUCUCGCUCGAUCAACAACAGCUUAUCGGCGGGCCUUCCUACCGAAGACCCCCUUCCAUCUACGGCAACGUCUGAAAGUCCUGUGUCGAGUACGGCUUCUAGUUCUUGGUCGCCUCAGUUGGCUGACUCCCUCACCGAGGCUGUGGUUCGGGCAAUCGGAAACUCCAUUCCCGCCAUUAUUUCAUCGAUCCAGAGAAACGCCUCCUCGCAGGCUUCUUCUUCGGUUCCAGGCGUUUCUGCUAGCGGGGCUCCACAACCUUUAUUUUCUUCAGCGUCCACUUCGAGUGGGAGUACAAGUGAUGGUGUUUCUUCGGUGGCUUCAGGUACGUUUACCCUUCCCGCGUUUGUUCCUACGUUUACGCCAGUGCCGGCCAUUACCGUCUCGAGCUCGGCCCGCCCCGUGGCUCCUACUCCCUCCACUUUCGUAUCGCCCGCCGUUACUAGCGGUCUUCCAAGCCUUGAGUCUUCGUUGGUAUCUCCCAAGUCUGAGAAGGCUUUUAUCGUUGGUCCGGGGCAUGCCCCUAUUCCCUCAAAACUAGUGUCAAAAACUGUAGGUGGCCAGUUUGUCGAGUUGGCAGAUUUGUUGUCCGUGAACCUUCGCGCCGUGGAGCAGGAGCCGCAAACGUUCCUCGAUGGUAAGCUUUUGGUGUCCUCGUCAAAACGCAGGCAAGUGGAAAUAAAAGACAUUUUGACUUGGACGGAAGCCUUUACUAUUUUUCAGAUGGUGCUGUGCGCAGCUCACCCUCAUCGUUGGCCCGAUCUCUCCAAGUAUAAGCUGCUUAUCAUUCAAACGGCUCGUCAUUUUUCUAGUUCAGCCUGGUUAGAGUAUGACCUGGCGUUCAGAAAGGAUGCGGCUGCCUCUGGCCUCAGUGACUGGUCAAGGAUGAACUUAGACCUAUACAACUUUCACUUAAGGUCUCCAACCAUGGCCUCACCCCCGCCACCUCGGUCGUCUUCUUCCACGGCAUCAGCUCCACUUCCUGCCGCCUCCCGUGACACCAGCCUGGUCCCUCCUUUUUGCCAUUCAUGGAAUGACGGGCAGUGCCGCUGGCCCUUUGGUAGGUGCAAAUAUCGACACCGCUGCAGUAACUGUGAGGGCGAACACACCCAGAUCAAUUGUCCAUUUCCCAACUCCUCUGGCGCACGAUCCCGAUCUCCCCAACCCGGGGGGAGAGGGGGACGGUACUGAAUGGGCAGUUUUGCCCGGUGAGGCUUGUGUACAUAGUGUAAAUAGUUUUGUUGCGUCGUCACGGGGGCAGCGUGAUCUGCGUUCCUCGGUGAAGCCGUCUUGUUCUGUUACAGUUCCAGUUAGUAUACCCAGCGUUGCAGUUUCUGUUCAUUCUUUCUCGCCGUUAGCCCCAGCCUCCCAGGUCUCUCCACUACGGCCGGCUCAAUUUCAGAUAGAACUUCAGCAUCAUCCAGACCAGGCGGCAGUGGCCUAUGUGUUGUCAGGAUUACGUGAGGGUUUUCGUAUUGGCUUUGAGGCGUCCAUGGUCAAUCUUAAGUCCGCUUCUUCGAACAUGCGUUCCUCCUUCGAGCACCCAUUUGUGAUAGACUCCUACUUGCAGACCGAAGUUUCCUCCGGUAGGGUGGCUGGCCCCUUUUCAGCCCCUCCUUUUCCUUCUCUACACAGCAGCCGCUUUGGGGUCAUUCCCAAGAACAAUCAACCAGGCAAAUGGCGUCUCAUCCUUGACCUCUCCUCUCCUGUUAGGCACAGCGCGAACGAUGGCAUUCCCAAGCCUCCCUUCACAGUGCAGUACGUUUCAGUCGAUGCAGUUAUUGAGGGCAUCAUGGCGUGGGGUCGCGGAACACUAAUGGCUAAGUUCGAUGUGGCCAGUGCAUACCGGAAUGUGGCUAUCCAUCCCGACGAUCGCCCCUUGCUGGGGAUGCAGUGGCGUGGGAAGUACUUUGUCGAUCUGGUUCUCCCGUUUGGGUUCCGUUCAGCGCCAUUUAUUUUCACUUCCAUUGCGGACCUGGUUGAAUGGAUCUUGGUUCAUAAUUAUGGCGUGGACUUCUUACGCCACUACCUGGAUGACUUUUUUACCCUUGGUCCACCGUCAUCCCCGCUCUGCCACUUCUACUUACUUACCUGUGUUCGCCUUUGCGAAAGGCUUGGUCUCCCCCUUCAUCCGGACAAGGUAGAGGGACCAACGACUUGCUUAACUAUCCUCGGGAUUGAACUCGACUCCGAUAGGCUUGAGGCUCGCCUGCCCUCUGAGAAAAGAGACCGGAUUGUUGCCUUACUUGAAGAGUGGUCCACCAAGCGUUUCUGUAAGAGGCGGGAGUUGGAAUCCUUGAUUGGCCACGUCCAUCACGCCUGCAAGGUUGCCCCACAGGGGAGGACUUUUCUUCGUCGGAUGAUUGACUUGCUUUGUGCCUUCCGCCUGGACGAUCAUCCCAUCAGGCUAAACCAAGAAUUCCGUCGGGACCUUACCUGGUGGCGGGAGCUUUUUCAAACCUGGGAUGGCCUCAGUUUCUUUUGCAUGCCCACGUGGGCGCCCGUCCCGGAUUUCCAAGUCUCGUCGGAUGCUGCAGGGUCACUGGGCUAUGGGGCUAUUUUUAACACCAAGUGGUUUUGCGGCGCUUGGUCUAUGGAGCAACGGUCGUUAUCGAUUGCGUACAAGGAGCUCUUCCCCAUCGUUGUAGCCGCCGCCUUAUGGGGUUCUCAGUGGGGCUCUCGGCGGGUCGAGUUCCUGUGCGACAAUGAGUCAGUGGUGGCUGUACUUAAGUCUGGCACUUCACGGGACCACCACUUGAUGGGGCUGCUGCGUCAUUUAUCCUUGCUGGCUAUACGCCACUCAUUUAUGUUUACGGCGUCUUCAGUUCGCGGCUUGGCCAAUCCAGUAGCUGACUCCCUCUCACGUUUUCAAUUUCAGCGUUUUCGUCGUCUGGCACCUCAAGCCGACCUGACUCCCUGUGUGAUUCCCGAGUCGCUGCUGGCCGCACUCCAGACGUGUUGACCCAGAGGUGUCAGUUUCUGCUCUCCCAGGGACUCGCGCCCUCCACUCGGCGUGUUUAUCUCUCUGCUCAGCGUCGCUAUAUUGACUUUUGCCGCCGGGAUGGUCGCCUUAACAGCGAUGGCUCCUUCCCUCCUGCCGAUGAGGAGACUCUCAUGCGCUUUGCUUCACUCUUGGCCGACAACUUGACCCACGCAUCUAUAAAAGUAUACCUGUCAGCAGUACGUUCCCUUCACAUUGACCAUGGCUUGUCAGACCCUUUCGUCAACUGCCUUCGUUUGCAGCGUUUACUCAGGGGAAUUAAGCGGGUUCAAGGUCCAGUAUCACCCCGGCGCCUGCCUAUCACCCUGGAUCAUCUGCGGGCGAUUCAACAUCGUCUGGACUUCUCCAGGAGAGACCAUGUGAUGCUGUGGGCGGCAUGCUGUUUGGGUUUCUUCGGUUUCUUACGAGCUGGGGAGUUCACAGUGAAUUCUGCAUUUCAGCCUAGUAUCCAUAUGACUGUUGCUGACCUGCAAGCUGAUUCCCUGGUGAAUCCUUCCUGUUUUAAAGUUCAUAUCAAGUGCUCUAAGACUGAUCCGUUUCGCAUGGGCUGUGAUAUAUAUGUGGGGCGUGGUGAGGGCCUGGUGUGUCCCAUCCGUGCUUUGGGCAACUUCUUGGCUCUGCGUGGCUCUUCUGAGGGUCCUCUCUUUACUUUUAGUGACGGUCGCCCUCUUACUCGGCAACAAUUGUCAUCCACAGUUCAGUCUAUCUUGCACUCAGCUGGCUAUACUGGCUCUUAUUCAGGCCAUAGCUUCCGUAUUGGGGCGGCAACUACAGCUGCUGCUCGGGGAGUUCCGGAUCAUCUGAUCAAGACCCUAGGCCGGUGGUCUAGUGAUGCCUACCAGAUUUAUAUUCGCACUCCAGUUAGCUCCAUCAUCCACGUAUCCACACAGCUGGCUGCAUAGCAGGUAUCUGUACUACCUUUGGGGCUGCCGUGGGGGUGGGUGCCUCAGGUUUGGGCCCUCGGGGCCUGGGGCUCUGCAGCCCCGAGCCCCCUUGCUCCGGGUUUCCGACCCGGAGGUUCCUUCGGCUUGGCGCGGGGGGGCUCGUGGCUGGGUUGCGGGUUGGUAGGCCUGUGGGUGUUCUUCCGCCUUGGGGUGUAUUGCGGUUGCAGCCCCCUGGCCCAUGGGCACCCAACCUCCACUUGCGACGCAGGCGUUAAAUACUAUUAAAUCAUAUUUAAUGUAGUUAACGACCAGGAGCUAUGGUCCCGGGUGUUUUUGGCAUUCUUUGGUAGCGCGUUGGUCAUCUGUAGCGUUGUGCGUGACUAUGUUUGCGUUUGUAGCGUUUACCAUUGUUCGUGAGCUGGAGGGCAGAUUCCUGUCCAGCGGUAUGUCGCUUUGGCGCAUGCGAAGGCCACGUGCCUACAUUGGGUUUGCGUUGUACUCGAAGCUUUGUUAGCGUGGCGUGGCGUUCCAGUAGCGUAGCGUUUCUCUUGGUUCCCCUCCCUCCCUCCGCUUUCUUUCUUAUUUAUUUAGUUAUUUAUUUUUUUUCAGGGGUUGGUUCAUUUUACUUCCACUGGGCUUCUGGCCUCAGUGUGACGGGUGCUAUAAUGGGGGGCUGGGCGCGGGGGGGCUCGUGGCUGGGUUGCGGGUUGGUAGGCCUGUGGGUGUUCUUCCGCCUUGGGGUGUAUUGCGGUUGCAGCCCCCUGGCCCAUGGGCACCCAACCUCCACUUGCGACGCAGGCGUUAAUAACUGUUAUAUAACUGUUUGUUAUAACAGUUAUAUAACAGUUUACUGUUAUAUACAGUAUAUAUAUAACUGCUAUAUAACAGUUAUAUAUAUCUGUUAUAUAACAGUUACAUAUAUACUGUAUAUAACUGUUAUAUAAGUGUUAUAACAAACAGUUAUAUAUAACUGUUGUAACAAACAGUUAUACAACAGUUAUAUAUACUGUAUAUAACUGUUUGUUAUAACUGUUAUAUGACAGUUAUAUAACAGUUAUAUAACUGUCAUAUAACAGUUAUAUAUACUGUUAUAACAAACAGUUAUAUAACUGUCAUAUAACAGUUAUAAACAGUUAUAUAUAACUGUUAUAUAACAGUUAUAUAUAACUGUUAUAUAACAGUUAUAUAAGUGUUUGUUAUAACUGUUAUAUACAGUAUAUAUAUAACUGUUAUAUAACAGUUAUAUAUAUCUGUUAUAUAACAGUUAUAGAUACUGUAUAUAACAGUUAUCUGUUAUAUAACAGUUAUAUAACAACUGUUAUAGAACAGUUAUAUAACUGUUAUAUGACAGUUAUAUAACUGUCAUAUAACAGUUAUAUAUACUGUUAUAACAAACAGUUAUAUAAGAGUUAUAUAACUGUUUGGUUUAACUGUUAUAUAACUGGUUUAUAACAGUUAUAUAACUGUUUGUUAUAACAGUUAUAUAACAGUUAUAACUGCUAUAUACAGUAAAUUUGUAACUGUUAUAUAACAGUUAUAUAUAUAACAAACACUUAGAUAACAGUUAUAUAACUGUUUCUUAUAACAGUAUAUAUAACUGUUAUAUGACAGUUAUAUAACUGUUAUACAACUGUCAUAUAACAGUUAUAUAACAGUUAUAUAACUGUCAUAUAACAGUUAUGUUAUAACUGUUAUAUAACAAUUAUAUGAUUGUUAUAUAACAUUUUAAUAUAAAAGUUAUAAGAAACAGUUAUAUAACUGUUAUAUAACUAUUAUAUAUUAGUUAUAUAUAUAACAAACAGUUAUAUAACUGUUAUAUUAUAUAACAGUUGUAUAACUGUUUGUUAUAACAGUAUAUACAACUGUUAUAUAACAGUUAUAUAACUGUUAUAUAACUGUUUUAACAAACAGUUAUAGUAUAUAGAUUUAGCCAGGGCUAAAAAGCGAAGCUCCCAUUCAUAAAUAUAUAAUUUAAAUCAAACAAUAAACUUGUAAUCCACAAAUCAGUUAACUUAAGGGCACAUUCAUGUGGCUUUUGAGGGAAAAGCUAAGUGAUUUUAGAGUGAAACAUCUCACAUCGAGUUGACUUAUAUGUUCACCCAAAAGAUAGCAAUGAUCUUGGAUCACAUUCGAGAGCCAUAACGGCUGUUGAUCACAUUAGAUUAGGCCUGGAAAACAAAUCAGGCCGAAUCUUUUGCGUUCGAUAACUUUUCUUUACAAAAUCUUGCCAACAAAUCUGGAGGUGUGUAAACCAACCUUUUAUACUCUUUAUACAUCACACCUGAGGUGAUCUGAAACAGUACUAUGAGGCGCUGUAUUUAUCGUACAGACCUCGGACAGAAUGCAGUCUUUCACUGUUUUUCAAGACAAAUUGCACUCAGUCAAUAUUUAGAACGAUCAAUCGUUAGCUUUUAGUGAAACGGUCCAAAAAAUUGCCAAAAUCACCUAUACGGCCAGCCGGUUCUCACUUUUGACAGGCGGUCGAGUGUGUGAAUGAACAUUAAUAGAGGUACGCUUCAACAUAAUAACGAAUUUGUUUUGUUAAUUUUUUUAUUUAAUGGCUUUAUAGAGGCUUUUUAACGAUGUGUAAUCUUGAAAAGCGUUUGAUACACGCGACAUUUUGAGUACUCCUGAUAGCGAUGUUCAUGAAAGACUGAAAACAAACGGCACAGCGAUUAAAAUUGCAAAAGAGACUUCUAACAAUCAUUAAAAGAAAUAUAAUUCGGUGAAACAUUUAAAGAGACAGCAAUUUUCAUUCACGAAGACAAGUAUUAAAGUGUCUCUAAAAAUCCUGAGUCUUUAAGUUUAUGUUUUAAGCCGGCUUCCCGGUGUUUGCUUUUUUCAAAGAUGAACUCGAGGCAAGAAAAUCGCUCAAAGUUUUCUUUCUACAGGCAAAUUUAUAACUAAAUAUUCUUCCGAACGUUUUCUUUCUAUUUGCGGUGAGAAAAUAUGUCUAAAGGCUUUUUAAAGUUCUGUAAGCUUACUAGGUCAGAUCAUUGUCUCAAAUCUUACAAACGUGCAUAAUUUACUUGCCGCAUAAACUGUGCUCGACUUCAUGAGGUUAGAUAUAAAAAAAACAAACAUCAGAUACAAUAAUUACUCAGGCUUACCAUUUGAGAUGCAGCUCCUGAAAGCUAUCAAGUAAGGCCGGAAUCGCUUGAGACUUUUAAACUCCUCUUCCGUAUCAAGCAAGGUGAAAAACGAAAACGAUGCCAUCCGAAAUCGGAUUUCCGACUUUGACAAGUGACGCAUUUCUCAACCAAAAAGCCGAUAAACAAACCAGCCAUGAAUAACAGAAGACUCUUGAUAGCAGCUGUAUUUCAUUUUGUACAUCCAGUGGAAAAAGACAUUAAAAAACAUCACAAGUUGACACAAAACUCUGCCAGCUUCAGCUGUCAAAGUAAACAAGUUUCAAGAUGCUGCAUAAAUUUUCCGCAUGAACUCACCUGUCAAAUUUUGACCAAUCAGAGCAUAUAAAUUGGACGUAGAGCAUGACCAACGCCUCACCAUGGUAAGAAAAGGUCUUCCCAACCUGUAUUUUUAAAUAGCUGGCUGAAUUUUCGUGUCCGAGGUAAGUUUGAAGUCAAAAUCUUAAUAGUGCUGGGCCAUGGUGACUUAAACACGACAUAUUUAUAUACAUUUUUAAAAAACACACUUGAGCCUGCGAUCAUUUGAAAAGUAGUAAGUUGUCAGCGGAUAACUUCAAAAAUAUUCGACCUCGAUGGGUCGACACCUGAGCCCGCGAUACGGUCAGGUGAUACUGGUCAGCGGAUACCCUGUUUUGACGGCUGUCAAUUGAUCACAGCAUUGAUGUGCAAUCAGUUUUCUCCUGGGCUCCCAAACUAGCUAGAAAGUCUGAGAGUAAACAUUGGUAUGCCUGUGGUGCGGACGGACGGUCGUUCGUUCGGUGUACGGUCACGUGAUAACCAAAUUUUCUGGGAUGGGUAGAUUUACUUAGCUAUUGGGCUCCGCCCACACGCGCGCGCGUGGAGCUCCGCUAUAACUGUUAUAUAACUGGUAUAUAACAGUUAUAUAACUGUUUGUUAUAACUGUUUGUUAUAACAGUUAUAUAACAGUAAUAACUGUUAUAUAUGGUAUAUAUAUAAUUGUUAUAUAACAGAUAUAUAUAACAGUUAUAUAACUGUUUGUUAUAACAAUUUUAUAACAGUUAUAUAUAACUGUUAUAUAUAAAUGUUAUAUAACAGAUACAUAACUGUUUGUUAUAGCAGUUAUAUAACAGUUAUAUAACUGUUAUAAAUGUAAUGUAAUUUAAUGUAACGUCUUGUAAUGUAAUUUAACGUCAUGUAACGUCAUGUAAUGUAAUGUAAUGUCAUAUAACGUCAUGUAACGUCAUGUAAUGUAAUGUAACGCCAUGUAACGUCAUGUAAUGUAAUGCAACGUCAUAUAACGUCAUGUAACGUCAUGUAAUGUAACGUAAUGUCAUAUAACGUCAUGUAACGUCAUGUAAUGUAAUGUAACGUCAUGUAACGUCAUGUAAUGUAAUGUCAUAUAACGUCAUGUAACGUCAUUUAACGUCAUGUAAUGUCAUGUUAUGUCAUGUAAUGUAAUGUAAUGUAACGUCAUGUAACGUCAUGUAAUGUCAUGUAACGUCAUAUAACGUGACAUGACGUUACAUGACAGUUAUAACAACUCCAAAUACAAAUAAGUAAAUGUAAAUAAAAAUUUAAGCAGGGGAGAUUUUCUCUUAAACAGGUGUCGUUUUAUUCAAGUAUGUCAGUUCUCGCAUUUUUUCAAUUUUCCAUUGAGCUAGUACUUUUGUUGCUAGAUCAGAGGAAUUGGGGGUUUUCUUAACAAUUUUUCGUUUUGGUAAUGAUAUUUCUGAGUUUGCAGGAUCCUGAUUUUUUGAAACAGGACUCCCCUUUUUAUUUUAUCUCUCACUGUUUUUGUGUUGGAGAAUUAACUUGAACUUUGCUUGGUAGGUGAUGGAAUCUGAUAAGGAGCGAGUUCGGAGUGAAAAGGAUCACCUACACACUGCACGUGCAUUCUCUGAGGCUGGGAAUAAAGUGAAAGAAUUAAGAACUAAACUUAAGUCUGCCAUCAACAAGUCCAGGUAACCUAGGACCUUCGUAAACUAGAAGUCUCCAAAUUGUGUAACAGAAUGUUUUUCUUGUUUUGCCUGAUUCACAACCCUUUUUGUCCAGCCAGGAGUAAAAUCUGUGUCUGUGACACUUUUUUUUUUUAGGUAGAUCUUAAUUUCGUGAAGUAGUCUUCUUCCAAAAUUAUAUUAAUCUUGCAAAAGCCCAGUCAGAAUCAGCAGGCUGUCACCCGAACAGUGUCUCCUCUUCUUCCCUGCCCUGCUUCCUUCCCCUCAGUCCUAGUUUUAUACCUUGCCCUCAUGCAUCUUGUGCGCUUCUCUUACUAAAAAGCUAAGAGGAAAUGAAAACAGCUGCUACACAGGCUGACAUCAGUUUGGUUGGUGUAUAAAACCUUAACAUGUAGGUAACACUUCCAAUCAAAUCACUCAACUGUCUCCCACUAGAUUUACUGUGAGCUAUUUAACUGAUGCAUCUGUUCAUUUCUAUUGCAGACCAUAUUUUGAAUUAAAGAUGAAGUAUGACUCAAUAUUAGAGGUAUUUACUGUGUUAUUCAUUUCGCUACGUACUUAUUUUAUCACCCUUGAAUAUAGAAUACACGAUUUUCAGGUGAGCGAUGGCAGGCACAAAUAUAGAGCAAGCAGCACCAGUUAUGAGACACGUGCACCUUCCCCCAUUGCGCAUGUGUUAUGUCUGGCACUCCUUGCUCGAUAUUUAGCUCUUGCCUUCACCAUGCUGAAAAAUGCACAAUAAUUGAUAAUGCCUGUUCUGCAGGCUAACUCUGAAAACCCUUUCCUGGGUGGGCGCUUAUUUGAAAAUGAGUGGGAGGGGUUGGGGUGGUGCGCGCUUAUUUGAGGCUCGAUGUUUAUUAACAUUUUCUACCUUUAGGAUAGGCGCAUAUUCCAGGUUUUAAGUACUGUGAAAAAGAUACCAAAACCUCCUGAUAUAAAACAUCGCUCUUAUAUUGUGACUACUGGGGUCUUAAGUUCGGGGUCUUACAUCCAUAGGUCUUACAUCCAUUGGUGUUACGUUCGGGGGUCUUGUUAUCAGGGGUCUUGAAUCCAGGCCUCUUACAACAAAAAGGCGUAUGGCAGGGGGUCUUACAGCCUUCAAGGUGUCUAAGAUUUAGGUGUCUUAAAUGCAAGGGGUCUUACAAGCUGUCUUCUUACAUCCAUGGGACUUGCGAUCAGGGGUUCUUACAUCCAGGGGUCUUACAUAAGGCUGUCCUACAUCCAGGGGUCCUACAACCAGGGGUCUUACAACCAGAGGUCAUACAACCAUCGGUCUUACAACCAGGGCUCUUACAACCAGAGGUCUUACAACCAUCGGUGUUACAACCAUCGGUGUUACAACCAUCGGUCUUACAACCAGAGGUCUUACAACAAUGUGUCUUACAACCAGGGGUCUUACACCCAUGGUCCUACAACCAGGUGUCCUACAACCAGGUGUCUUACAACCAGGGGUCUUACAACCAGGGGUCUUACAACCAUGGUCUUACAACCAGGGGUCCUACAGCCAGGUGUCUUACAACCAGGGGUCUUACAACCAUGGUUCUUACAACCAUGGGUCUUACAACCAUGUGUCUUACAACCAGGGGUCUUACAACCAGGGGUCCUACAGCCAGGGGUCUUACAACCAUCGGUCUUUAACCAUCGGUCUUACAACCAGAGGUCUUACAACCAGGGGUCUUAAAACCAUCGGCCUUACAACCAGGGGUCUUAAAACCAUCUUACAACCAGGGGUCUUACAACCAGAGGUCUUACAACGAGGGGUCUUACAACCAGAGGUCUUACAACCAUGUGUGUCUUACAACAAGGGGUCUUACACCCAUGGUCCUACAACCAGGUGUCUUACAACCAGGGGUCUUACAACCGUGUGACUCCGUUAACGCUAAAAGCCAUGCGAGAGAGAAAGCUCUGCUGGCAGAGUACGUUUUGACUGACGCUGGCUGGUAGAUAUCCCUAAAUGGAGGGCUUGCUUGCAGGCUUAUAAAAUCACAAUAAAACAGCCUAAAACAGAAACGAAAAGAACACGGAACAAGCCACAGGUGGUCACCAUCAUUUCCAGUAUCAUAGACCCCUUGGGGAAUCUUCUUAUGCGAUAUGUUUUCUCAGGUUUUGACAUGCUUUUCUUCGUUGUCCAGGCUCAUAAGCGACAAGUUGAGUGCACUCAAGAAAGUCUUAAAAAGGUAAAGCGAAAGUACUCCCUGGCUCUCAAGAACUUAGAAGGAAUAAGUGAAGAAAUUCAUGAGAUGAGAAGAAGCCGUGAAAGCCUCGACAUGAUUUUAACGGAGCGAGAAGAGGGAGUUGGGGCAGAGUCUCCGAUUGGUGAUCUUUCUCAUGAUGUUGUUAGAACUGAAGGCGAGUUAUCUUUACAAGACUUUGCCAAGUCUUCACCAAACAAUCCUAUGUAUGGAUUCAAAAUUGCCGUAGUUUCGGCCUUAAGAGAAGAUGGGCAAGAAUUAACAGGCCAGACAGUUUUAAACCCCAUGGAAGAAAGGGAUGGAGUCCUUGAAGGGUGUAGUGCUCUUGAUGAACAACAACUUAAUAUUCAAGUAAGUAAACACGAGGAACUUUCUUGGGGAAACGGGCUUAAAUUCGAGGCUUCUAUGUGCCAAGAUAGAGUUGAAAGCAGUGAGGAAAUGACUGAACGGUGCAGUGCUGAGUCUGCUUUGAAUCCCGUUUGUCAGGAUGAGACCGAAAGCCUUGUCCGUUGCACUGAAGGAAUAAAAGAAAGUGGGGCUGUUGCCUCUUGCUUACCGGAUCACAAACAACACGUACAGCUUACAGAAGUAGAUUCAGUUGAGCCUCAAGAAACGUGCUUCACAGCUGAAAACUCAGGCGAUGGAGACGACCAGACCAGCGAAGCGCAGACCAGCGAAGCUGAAAAUGUUAACAAGUUGCAUGUAAAUACCAUUGAAGAAUCAGUUACAGAAAAGGAGUCUAUCACAGAAGAGGAAACCGCAGAUAAGGCUGUAAAUGAAAAGGUUACAAAGCAGCUUUUAAGUGACAGAGGGGAAUUGAGUACCACGGAUGAUAAUGAGGACAGAUCAGGAUGUAUAAGCGAAACUGCGACAGAAUCUGCCGACAUUGUGGCGAAAGAAACGACCAUAGAAACAGGUAUGGAACCUGCGACAAAGACGAAAACACAAACUGUGACAGAAAAGGCCUUAGCAACAGCGACAGAAAUUGUGAUGGAGACCGCCACCACAGAAGCAAUGACAGAACCUGCGACAUUGAAUACAACAGUAACAGGGUCAGACACAAGCACGGAAUCAAGUACCGUGACCGAAACUGUUACAGAAACAACCACAGAAACUGCGGCAAAGGCAAGCACAGAAACAGCGCCAGAAACAAUGGCGGAAAGUUCGUCAGAAACUGUGUGAAUUGUGAGGUCACUUUCGAAACAAUGCAGACGAAACUCUACUAAUGGGCAGCUAGUGCUUUAGCCCUUCACUCCUUAAGUAUUUACUAGCGUUAACUCAGCUAAGGCUAAAUGUACGUACUCACAUUGGUCAUUCCUCUGCGACACCUGGCGAAGGGGAAAAAUCGACCUCCGACCACUCAUGAAGGCGUGUCAUUAGAAGACCAUUACCUCAAAAAAUAUUUUUAAAAGACACAGGCUUUAUUUGGGGUGAUUUAGCGGGGACAGCAAGGAGCUUCACAAAGAUAAUGGUAUGAGGCCAGGUGAUGAAAUCGUUAUCGUCUAUAGAUAUGACGAUAAAAAUCUGUCCAUUAUCAUUGCCAAGGAUGCUAACUGAAAAUGUAAAAUAACGCUUUUAACCGAUUCUUUGACUUACUAUGCUUUAUCGUUUCAUUUCAAAUGAGUUGCUUACAAAAAUCUGUUGAAUAAAAAUUACCUUCCGAAGGGGGAAUGCUCGAUAACAAAAUUAUGUUACCAUGUCCACUUUGUUUUAGAAAAUCCCCAGAAAACAUCCUCGUCAAUUUUAUAGAGGAGUUCACGUAAUGUAGUGUAACGCGUCGUUAAAAUACAAUCGCAUUGUUCAACCGCGGACUGUGACCUUUUGCAGUCUCUAGUUAACUGCAGAUGGUGUAUAUACAUUUUUAUGUUUAGUCUCAGGGGUAAUUAUUUCAGAGCGGAGAAAUUAUAGCUUCAAGCAGAUAAUUUAAAAACUGUCAGUUUAUAGUUUACGUAAUGCUAGCUAAAGCUAUAUUUAUUCACCAAAACAGAUGAUAGGAGUUUUUAAUUAUUUAACGUUGUGGCGCUAUUUUAAGUAGAAAUCGUGAUGGGAGAAGUUUCUUGAGUUAUCUACCCAUCAUUAUCCAUAUGUGCAAAUAACCCCAUGAUUAUUUACUUAAGAAAUUAGAACAACUAGGACCAAGCUUUAUUUACUGAGUUCUAUUUAAAUAGUCUCACUGAAAGUUUUAACCUCAAAGCCAAGAGUUAAAUGCAGAUUAUAAACUACCACACGAAAGUACUG
Messenger RNA from Porites lobata, 19579 nucleotides. The record is from the annotation of a GenBank genome assembly. Lineage: Eukaryota; Metazoa; Cnidaria; Anthozoa; Scleractinia; Poritidae.